Molecule: messenger RNA, 1959 nt
Organism: Thamnophis sirtalis
Lineage: Eukaryota; Metazoa; Chordata; Lepidosauria; Squamata; Natricidae
Source: RefSeq, a predicted model, not a curated record
UGGAGCUGCAACUGGUGUUUACCUGGCUUGGAUUCCAAGUGAAAAAGUAUGACGACAAGACUUCUACAGAAAUUAAAGAAAUCUUGAGGUUUUGGCAGUCUUUCGGGAAUUGGAAAGACAGUGACUGUCUGGUGUGCUGUAUUCUAUCUCAUGGAAAAUCUGGGGAAAUUUUUGGGACAGAUGAACGUCUGAUUCCAAUCCGUACCAUCACAUCAUACUUCAAAGCCAACAACUGCCCAUUGUUGGCUCAGAAACCCAAGCUCUUCUUCAUCCAGGCCUGUCAAGGUGAAAAGAUACAGCAACCAGUCUAUCUCCAAGAAGACUCCGACUAUGCUGUCUCAUUUGAACCAGAUGCACAAAGUUCAGGAUAUGUGUCUUCCCAACAGCUGACCUCAACUAUUCCAGAUGAAGCAGAUUUCCUGCUUGGCAUGGCCACUGUGGAUGGAUAUCUCUCUUUCCGGCAUGUACAUGAAGGAACUUGGUACAUUCAGGCUCUUUGCAGUAAAUUGCAGCUCCUGGUGCCAAGAGGUGAAGAUAUAUUAUCCAUUCUUACAGCAGUCAAUGAAGAAGUGAGCAGACGGGCGGAUGCUCAGUGCGAAAGGAAACAGAUGCCCCAACCAGCUUAUACUCUCAGGAAAAAAUUGAUCUUCCCUGUGCCUAACGAACCUUUGGUGCCAUCAGAGCAGAGUUCAGACAUGCAAUAAUUUAGAUUGCUGGGGACAGAGGGAGAAAAGAGUGGUGAGUUCAGAAAGAACUCUUCUCCCUUGUUUUCAUUCAUUCUUUGUUGUGUUUUGAGCAGGAAUUCUGUUGAAGAGGAAUAACUUCCAUUUGAUGUUUAAGAUGAAGAAACAUGCACUUUCCCAAUUCUGCCGCUCAUUUCAUAUGUUAAAAAAUGAUUUGUAUGAUCAGCACAUUUCUUAAGCAAGCCUUCUUUUCUACGGCUGAAGGGUAUCAGAUAUGGUCUAACUAGGUUUGCUCCAUUGGGAAGGAAUAGACUGCAGAAUUAUUGUUGCUCAGGGAUCUAUCUCCAAUCCCAGGAGCAACCUUUGUGGGUUAAGCACCAUGAGAUCUUUUUUAAUACUACCACAAUACAUAAAUUAAUAUGUCUUUCAGUUAUUAAAUACAGUGGAUACUCUGCUAUAUUUAUUUAAUGCUUGCGGAGGCAGAGAAGAUGCAGUUUGCAGAAGCCUUGAUUAUAGAUCUUGCCUAAGUUCCAACUCUCUCCAAGAAGUUAAUGAAAUCCAGAACAAAAUCUAUAUAAAAGGACAGAACCUGGUAGUUCUGUUUCCCCCCUUUCAAUGCGAAAAUGUUUCCUCUAAUCCACAGCAGGUAUGGACUGUACAUUGUAAAUUGUAAAUAUACAGUUGUACAUUGAACAUCUGAACAGUUGCUUUACAGUGAGCAGAGGGAAAUAAAGCGACAUGAUAAAUUACAACGCAGUGUUUUAGAGAUAAGACUUCAACACAGAAAUAAUGGAUAAAUACAAAUAGGCCAAUCUCACGCCAAUUAAAAAUUGUGUCAGGGAAGAAGUAACAGAAGUCUUGGUUUGCUAUAUAUUUUGAAAGCAAGUUCUUCUAUAGAUCCUCUAGAAAAUAGGCAGAAUCUCAUAUGUAGAGUCACAUUCCAGGAAUGAAGUAGGGAUGUGCAGCAUUUUGGAUUUAGAGUCAAAUUGGUGAUUAAAACAAGUUUACGGCCAGGUGCAUGCCUUAAAGACGCUUUCCUGGGUGUGCCCAAUAGGUAUACAAUUCCAUGAACAUAUGGGUUGCGGAAGCACCAACAGUGGCUUUUCACUUCAGAUCUGAAGUGCUAUAAAUCUCUAAAAUUCAGCUCUUUUUUUAAUUGAAGAUCGCUUCAGUGUUUUAAGUACACUGUGCAACAGUGGCCAAACAUCAUUCAUUCAUUCAUUUAUUGAAUUUCUAUGCCGCCCAAUCCCAGAGGACUCCGGGCGGCUUACAGAAU